CCCAUUCCGGCCCAUUUCCACCCCCGGAGGUAGGUGCUGCUCCUUGACUGGGCUCGGGCCCCGCACUCCGGUCCCGCUGCCCUGCACCGGGGCCGCCUUGUCCGGGCUCCGCCGCAGCCUGCUCCUGGGGCGCUCGGCCACUCCCCUUCACCCCACCCUCAAGGCACCGAGACCUUCCACCCCCUUGGCCCCGGGCCGGGCUGAGCUGCCGGACCCGCCCCCUCGCCGGGCCCCUCCCUCAGGACCCCGGGAUGGGCCGCCCCCUCCCCCACCGCAGCUGGGACACACCCAGAUACACACACCCACCUCUGGGCAGCUCCCCGCCCGCCUACGCUUACCGCCUGGACUGGGUCCCGGGGCGCCGCCCCCUUCCCGGUGCUCUGCCCUCACCUGAUUGCUUGCUCCCCAGCCUCGCGCCUUGCACCCGUCUGCUCCCCCGCCUCUCGGUGACAUUUCGCCCUUCUGCUAGUUCUCGCUACCCACGCUUCCUAACGCAGGCUGAAGCCCCUCAGAUACCGGAGUGGUCAGCCCCAUGGCGUUCCCGAUUCUCCCUCUUACAGCUCUCACCCUUCCAGUGCCGACGGUAAAGACCUUACUCCAGGGGCUUCCUUCUCACUGGGGAAUUGCUGGAAAGAGCAAACAAAAAAGGCGCUGGUGUGGGCUCCAAAAUAAACACAUCUGAGUUCAUGAUGGCAUCGACAGAGGCUCUUAUUGGAUUAAAAGUUUCAAAACAAACAAAAACGCUUUGGAAAAAGCAGGGUUGAAUGCCUGCCUACACCCUCAGGCACGACCAUGGAGAAAGGUGGGAACAUACAACUGGAGAUCCCUGACUUCAGCAACUCUGUCCUGAGCCAUCUAAACCAGCUGCGCAUGCAGGGACGCCUCUGUGAUAUUGUGGUCAACGUGCAAGGACAAGCUUUUCGGGCUCACAAAGUGGUCCUGGCUGCCAGCUCACCCUAUUUCCGGGAUCACAUGUCCUUGAAUGAGAUGAGUACUGUCUCCAUUUCAGUCAUCAAAAACCCCACUGUUUUUGAACAGCUCCUCUCCUUCUGUUACACGGGGCGGAUAUGCCUGCAACUGGCAGAUAUCAUCAGCUACCUGACGGCUGCCAGUUUUCUGCAGAUGCAGCAUAUUAUCGACAAAUGUACACAGAUCCUGGAGGGUAUUCAUUUCAAAAUUAACGUGGCGGAAGUUGAAGCCGAGUUAAGUCAAACGAGGACAAAGCAUCCAGAAAGACCUCCAGAAUCGCACAGGGUCACACCAAAUCUAAACCGUUCCCUUAGCCCUCGGCAUAACACCGCAAAGGGAAACCGGCGAGGUCAGGUGAGCGCUGUGUUGGAUAUCAGGGAGCUCAGUCCUCCGGAGGAGUCCACCAGCCCCCAGAUAAUUGAACAGAGCUCUGAUGUCGAGAGCCGGGAGCCCAUUCUUCGAAUCAACCGAGCAGGACAGUGGUACGUGGAGACAGGAGUAGCAGACCGAGGGGCCCGCAGUGAUGAUGAAGUCAGGGUCCUUGGAGCCGUACACAUCAAAACCGAGAAUCUGGAGGAGUGGCUCGGGCCUGAGAAUCAGCCUUCCGGAGAAGAUGGGAGUAGUGCAGAGGAAGUCACAGCCAUGGUGAUUGACACCACAGGCCACGGUUCUGUGGGACAGGAAAAUUACCCUUUAGGAUCUUCGGGAGCCAAGGUGGCUCGGCCAACAAGCAGUGAAAUUGACAGAUUUAGCCCCUCCGGCAGUGUUGUUCCCUUGACCGAGAGACACAGAGCCAGAAGUGAGUCUCCUGGGAGAACAGAUGAGCCUAAGCAGCCCAGCUCCCAGGUAGAGGAGUCCGCAAUGAUGGGAGUAAGUGGCUAUGUGGAGUAUCUCCGGGAGCAAGAAGUAUCUGAGCGGUGGUUCCGAUACAACCCCCGUCUCACCUGCAUCUACUGCGCCAAAUCUUUCAACCAGAAGGGGAGCCUGGACCGCCACAUGCGCCUGCACAUGGGUAUCACGCCAUUUGUCUGCCGCAUGUGUGGCAAGAAGUAUACCCGGAAAGAUCAGCUAGAGUAUCACAUCCGCAAGCACACAGGUAACAAACCCUUCCACUGUCAUGUUUGUGGCAAAAGCUUCCCCUUCCAGGCCAUCUUGAAUCAGCACUUUCGCAAAAACCACCCUGGCUGUAUACCCCUGGAGGGGCCUCAUAGCAUCUCCCCUGAAACAACUGUCACAUCUCGAGGACAAGCCGAGGAAGAGUCACCUUCUCAAGAAGAGACAGUUGCUCCUGGGGAAACUGCCCAGGGCUCUGUGUCCACCACUGGGCCAGAUUGAAACUUUGAGGGGGAGGGGGCAGACCCUCUUCCCCUUUGGGCCGUCAGCAGCCAGCAUCAGGGCCCUGGGCUGGUACUUAGAUUUACAAAAUGCCACAUCACUAGAUCGGAAGAUGCGCCCAAGAUGUUGCCAAACUAGAGGAUGAGCAACAUACACAGAAGCACUAGAGGCUCUUCCCCUCCUCCUUCCCACCUCAUCCUUUGGAAAAUAAUCAAGCAAAUCAACUUUCUAAUUCAGGGAUCAACAGCCUUGGUUUGUUAACUUUAUAAGAAAAAAAUUUUUUAACAAAACAAUGAUACAUGGUCAUUUAUCUACCAGUCAUGUUUGAACACUGUACUUUGGUCCAUAUCAUCCUGGUGGCUAUGAUUGCCCAGAUCUGAAAAAACAGCAGGAGCCUUGGUCAUCUGAACCAGCCAGCCACAGGAGAGAAGGAAGUAGUCGUGACGGCAAUAGGGAGGAGGCGUUUCUCCUCUUCCUUCCCUGCCAGAACAUGCAGUUUCACAUUUGAAGAAAAAAAAAAAAAGGUAUCCUGGUGGUUCUUAACUGUUUUGAAAGGUUAGACCUUACCUUCGCUCUGAUUAGGCAUCUGACACUUUGCCUGAUUGUUUCCUGUAAGCCGCCAUCUUGGAGCGGUGGUGUUGUCGUGUGGGCAGCAUCACCUGAAGCACUUUAGGCAACUGGAAGUGAAAUGAGCAGCAGAGUGUUCGCAGUAGGUUCUGCUACAUUUGGGGGCUUGAGUGUCCUAUUGAGAAAGAGGGGAGCAGGGAAGGAAGUGGGGUUUUUGUGCGAAUGUCAAAUGGCGCAGAGCACUGCCACUUCCUGGUCGGGAUUUGUACCCCGUAGUGCUUAAAUAUCUUUGGGUGUUAAGAAAUGGCUCUAGUCCAGAUGAAUUAAUGUGUUAGGCUGAGUACCAAAGUUUCAUCCAGUCUCUGUGGCUCCUCCUUUCACAUAACAGCAAUAUUAUACAUCAAAAAGUGUCACUUUCCAGUGAAAUGAGCCUGGACUGUAUUUUUAAAUCUACAGGUCUCCAUAUUUGAUAACUUUUAUAUGAAGUUUUAAACACAUUUUUUCUGCAAUAGUGUGGUUAAAGAAAUUCAACACUAUGGUUCUUACUGCAACCACAAUUCCAUUUCCUUCUACACAUGUAAAAGUUUAUAUUUUCAAGCCAAUAGAAGAACCUCACUAAAUCCAUGUCUUGCGUCUGCAAACCUAGUGAUUCAUAAACCCAUCAUCAGCAAAUUGCUGGUGACUCCAAGAGCUUUGCUUUUUAAUAAUACACUACAGGGCAUUCACCAGAAAACAUCAUGCACAAUCACGUUGCAAUAAAUUGAUCAAAGGAUCAGUUUUGAUCAGGUUUGGUUACUUAAUCAUUCCUAAGAUUUUUAAAACUUCAAGGGACCUUUUUGGUAAUUCUGGGGAUUUCUGAGAUUCCUAAUCCAGCACUGAGAGUCAGAAAAAAUUUACCAAACAUGUAGAGUUUUAGAUGCCCUGUCUCGCAUUCAGAGAAUGGAGGAGGAUUAGUAAGGGGUGCAGGCAAGGAGAUGCUUACAGUGCAAAUAGAAAAGAGAAAAACCCAUAGCGUAUCCUAAUGGAUCUUUAGUGUUUUAAGAGUAUUUAAAUAUGCAGUGGUUUGAGUUAUUUUGGUGCGGAGGCAUAGAUGAUUGUAAAAGAGAUCCGGGGCAGGGCUGGUCAUGCCUGCGCCGGUGAACCAUCUGUGAGAACGUUAUUAGCGUGCUCCCUUUCUGAGAAUGCUUUGUGGUAUGUGGAAAGGUGGGUGGAAAAGAAUGGCAUUUCUUUGAUGACAGGAAGUUAGAGUGCAAAGAGUAGCUCAUGAGCAAUCUGCGAAUUGUACGUACACACAGAGCUGCACCGUGUCCCUAGAGAGUGGUUAUUUUCCCUUCUGGAAGAACGUGGAAAUGCGUCUUGUAAUAGGAAUGUGAUGAUGCUACCAUGUGAUAAGAGCCUACCCUUACACAAUCUGGGGAAGCCGUCUUUUGUCUUUCGGAGACCUAGACUGGGGCAUUCUCCUCUUCAGCUGGGCAACAGCAUGAUAGGGCCAUCUUAGGGGCCAGCUAUGCUCUGUGGCAUAGAAGUGGAUUUGAAAUUAGCCUAAAAGCCAUAGGGAAACCUUUUAGCUGGUCAUCUAGGCUGUCCGUGGACAGAUUUUGCCAUUAACGAAUAGGCAGGCGUGUGAGAAGGACAGAAUAUGCUGCUGUCGAUGGAGCUUUCAAGCCUACCAAAAAAAUGUUAAGUCCAUCCUACUUGUGAGAAGUAGUAUGCUGGAAAGUUCUUUAUGCUUUGUUAGUUUCUUAGAUUUUUCUGUGAGGAAAUAGAGCUUUUUUAAACUGUUACCAAAUUGUAAAGGCGAAGUGCAGUCAGCUUUGUCAAGAGAGACUUUGCAGCAUUUGUCAGCCAGAGGAUUAGCAACUGACCUUUUAAAUGAAGUCGGGGCUGUUUAGUAGAUGUGGAAAUGCUGUGAGUGUUCGGUGGGUUCACGUCCCGUUUCAUUCAUUUGUCAUAGGUUUCUGCUGUAUUGAUACUGUGAAUAGAGUGCUACCAGGUCUUCCGGGACCACAGCAGCACAAUCAUGUUUGCUGGUUCUCACCUCUUAACUGGCUUAGCCCAGAGCCAUGAAAUUCGUGAACAUUCAAGCCAGGCUAGCUUUUAAACAAAUAAAAGUUUCUGAAAGCAAUUUCCAUGUUAGCCAGAAAAGAUAUUAUUAUUCUAAAUAACUAUCCAAGAUUCUUAUUCAGGUUCACUGUGACAUUGUCCUAGUCCUUAGCUAACAUCACUGUAGGGUCAUAGGGUUAGUAGUGUUCUAUCUACAUUAAGGAAUAGCUGUAUUGGUGUGUGCACAGAGGAUACCUCUCUUAGGGACGUACUAAAUGGACUAUAGCUAAUGCCGAAAAUUCAUUACCAAAUCUUAACUUGCACAUGUCACCUUGUGAAGGGAACUGCAUUAGCAGUCAGAGCUAAAUCAUCAUGAAGUACUUAAAUGCCAUGAAAUAGCAAACACUGGGACCAUUUUCAUUCAUUGAGUGGCACUUAAUAGCAAAGGAGCUACCCAAUAUUGCCAGCAAAAGAAGAGAGAUGGAAGUAUAUUAAUCUGUUUUCAUUCUAAAAGGUACCUUUUAUUCUCUCUGAAUUCUGAUACCAGUAUCUGAAUAUAGCAUUGGCAUGAACAGGAACACUGUUCUUAGGCAGAAAGGCUCUUUCUAAUGACUUGUUCUCUCUUUACUCAGAACCAUAUUUACCUCUGAAACGAGCUGAGUUUUAUUUUAUGUAAUUUGUCAACUACCCCCAAGCCAUCAUUGUACCAGUUAAAUCUAAUCUUGAAUAAGUGAAAAUAAAGGAUAAGGAUUGGAGAAGAAGGGAGAUAGCAGUUGAGGAAAGUUUUCUUGUUACUUUGUUUUUUGGUAUUUUUACAUGUUUCCAGUUUCCAAAGAUGUUAUGACAAUAGAAAUAAACCAAUUUCCUCCCACCUUCCAAGUAGAAAUCUGGCCUUGGAUGGAAGUUGGUCUGAUGGAAGAGUGAAAUCAUGAGCCCCAUCCUUAGCCAAGUAGUCUCUGGUCAAGAAAUACUUUUAAAAAUUUCUAGCUAUUACUUGACACUAAUUUCAUUUAACUAGUAAAAAUUAUAUUUUGUUUGACUAGAAGAUCUAAUUUAAAGAAAUAAAAACAACAGGUAAUGGAAAGAAAAUUAAAUUGAGCAAAGACAGCCAGUCUUCUUAAUUGUAGUGGAAGGCAUUUAAUCAGGAAAGGGUUGGAAUCCUGGAAGUUUUUCUCUCUUUAGAUCCAGCAGACAGGUGUGUUUUGUUUUGCUUUGUUUUGUUUUUCCUCUUCCUCAGAUGCUCUUCUCAUCUACUCACUGGUUUAAGGCAUAACAGAGAGGUCUUUAUUGAACUUGUCUUUGAAAACAGGGCUCUUUACCUUUGCCAUUUGGGAAGGGUGCACAACACAGAAGUACUUUAGUUGCUGAGAUUUAGAAAUGGGACACAAAGCUAUUAAGUCAGGUAAACUCCUGGGUUCGAGAGGAUGCCCCUUAGCAAAGUAUAUCCCUAGAAUUUAUGAAUCAGAUCAGGGUUCAGCAGACUGAGGCCCCCAGGGCCCAAUCCUGAGGCCAUCUGUUUAUCUAAAGAAAGCGAUGGUGGAAUGGGGACACACCUGUUCUUCAGGUAUUGGUUCUACUGUGAUGGCAAGGUCGAGUGCUUUGUGACUCAGACCACAUGAGCAGCAAAGCCUGAAGAUGUACUGUUUGUCACUUGACAGAAAAGUUUGCUAACUGCAGAAUUAGAUUUGAAACAGUGACCCCCAAAAUUGGCACUCCUGCCACUUUGUCUUUAUAAUAGUUUGGUUGAGCUUUUAAAUUCGUGUUGCCAUGUAUGCCUCAGUUUCUUGAAAGAGCUUGCCAUCUUUUUCCAGAUCUUUGUCUUGUAACCCUCUCUGUGUUCCUUCUUAAUGAUACCCAUUGCUUUAAAAGCAUUUAGAAUAGCCUUAUGAUCUGUCCUUGCCUUGAAGGUGCAGGUUGAUUAAAGUUUAGGAUGGUAGUUACAGAUGUAACAAAGUAAUUUAAAAAAUAAUUCCCGUGCAUAAUAAUGUAGGAUUAAAUGAGUACCAUGUUUACAUAAAAUACUGUAAAAAAAAAAAAAGUGAAUGUUUUUAUAAGUAAGUUUUGCCGUUCCUCUGAGAUCACUUGAACUGAUUUGCGUAAUAAUGGCAAGAAUGAAUUUUUUCCCAUUAGUAUUAAAAAUUAACUUCUGUUAUGAAUAACUGGUUUGAUUCUUAACCUAAAAUACUGUCUUUCUAGAUUAGAAACCUCUACCCUUUCUCUGUACUACAAACCUUCAUUUUCCUUUCCUCAAACUCACUCUGUUCAAUGUGGAGUAGUAAAAAGCCAAAUCUUCUUCCCUUCCUUUCUUUUUUUUUUCCAAUGAAUGUUUUAAAAUAUGAUGAAAUCGCUGAGGAUUUCAAAUUGCUCUUAGACCCAUCUUGCAAUUUCUGUUACUAUCAUUUUUCUAAAUAUGUACUGGGCCAUUAUUUAUUUGCUCUCUGAAUGUUCAUUCUUACUGUUCAAAUAGCUUAUUUAUGCCAGAUGUGCAAAACAUGGAAAAUGUUGGGAUGAUUAUAAACAGAAUUCUUAUAAGAGGAGAAUAUAAUCGUUCCCUGUAUGGAAACCAUGCAUAGACUUCUGAGUUAAAUUUGUCAAGACAAAAUGUUCUAGGCCAUGCUGACACAAUGUAGUGAAUUUGAUUCGUCCUUUGUUGUCAGCUCAACCAAUGCAUACCAAGUUCAGAUGAAUGACCUAACCUCCAGUAGGGCACCUCUCUACUAGGCAUUUUGUUCCUAAAGUUCCUUUUUUCUGAGUUGGACAUUAGUAAGUAUUAUGUGUAUGAUAUGCCCGAGGAGUAAUAGACAACCCUGAAACUGUAAAGUUCCAGAAUAUUUGCCUAGGUUAGAAUUCCCUUGUCUUAGAGCACUUAGAGUAAUACAGCAUUCUUGACAUUGUGGAGUGUUGCUUUUCUGAUUAAUCUGGGAUAUAGAACUUGGGAAAGCAAUUGAAUUUAGAGAGCCCAGUGAACCGUCUGCCUCCAGCUCCACACGAGUUCUAGGGAAUAGUUGUCAUUUCUGUGUGAAAGCAUUGAAAACAAUGUUGUGUGCCCAGCAUGUGGGCAUUAUGACUUCUUUGUUAAUUACCAGUCUUAUGUUUUGCCUUCUUUGUUUUCUAGAGUUUUCUCUGUUUUCAGUCUUCUCAUUUUUAGGUAGUGCUUUUCCCAGGACCAGUCUUUUUUACUUUGCAGUAAGUGGGUCUUCUUGCUCAGGACAAGCCAAAGUUGGAUAUUAUGAGUCCUUUAAAACACCUGACUUACUUACAUUCCAAAGGACGUAAUUACUGACAGCAGCAGUGGUCUCCAAAUCUGGACGAUAUCUGCAGACUCUCCAGUUUUCUUGUUAGGCAGACUUCCUUCUCCCUCAACUGGGAGGAACAGCAGUGACUUAAAAGGCAGUUAUUAAAUGAAAUGUGUAGUGUCUUCACAGAGUACAUACGUGAAUAAAUUUCUUCUCUCGUAUCUUCUCCAUUAUCUGUAUCACAAGUACUUCCCGUCUUCAUGCAGUUGAGAAGGGCCGGCUCACUCAAAGAGUGGAAGCUUUAAACAACAGAGCUGAGUUAUAAAGGCAGAGCAAUUCAUGAAAAAUAAAACUCUUCUAAUGCUUGCUUCUUCAUGUCUACUCAGUAUGUCCUGCUGAGGAGGCUAGAAUUCACCAUCCAGUGAAGGGAGCUAUAUGUGCAGCAUCUAUGUGGACAACAGCACAAUUUAAUAAACUGUGACUCUUCGAACCUGAAUUAAUCCCUAAUGCCAAAAGUCAGAGUUUCUCGUGGGAAAAUGUUUCCUAUUCUGUGAAAUCACUUGUGUGAUAAGUAGUAUGCAGGAGACUCUGUUCCAUAAAGUAAAUAGUAAGUACUUUUUGGUACCAGACCAUGUGCUUGGAAUUUAUAUAGCAAAAUGGAUUUUAGACAUAGUUUAGCUGUGGCUUCCUAUAUUGAGAGUCCUGAAUCCUCUUGGCUAGAGUCUGGAUAGAUAUCUUUUUUUCACCACAGAGAUCAAAGAGAAGGGGACAGAUU
This is a messenger RNA of Lutra lutra (Eurasian river otter), 8925 nucleotides long. It is a transcript of the gene ZBTB37, whose product is annotated as zinc finger and BTB domain containing 37. The transcript has 4 exons. The record is from RefSeq and is a predicted model, not a curated record. Gene Ontology annotation, molecular function: protein binding; RNA polymerase II cis-regulatory region sequence-specific DNA binding; DNA-binding transcription factor activity, RNA polymerase II-specific. Gene Ontology annotation, biological process: regulation of transcription by RNA polymerase II. Lineage: Eukaryota; Metazoa; Chordata; Mammalia; Carnivora; Mustelidae. The coding region runs from base 793 to 2304 and encodes 503 amino acids.